AUGUCUUCAAUUGCCAAACGUGAAUUUACUGAGCUUGCCAUUGACGGUAGCAACUAUUUGACUUGGGCCUUAGAUGUUGAAAUGCAUUUGACAUCAAAGGACUUAAAGCAAACUAUUGCUGAUGAGUCACAAAGCACUGAUGCCCAGAAGGCACAAGCUCUUAUUUUCCUACGCCACCAUUUGAAUAACGAUCUUAAAAAUGAGUAUUUGACUGAAAAAGACCCACAUGCAUUAUGGAAGUCCCUGAAGGACCGAUUUGACCAACAACUAUCAAUUGUCCUCCCUCAGGCACAAUUUGACUGGCUGAAUCUGAGGUUUCAAGAUUACAAAUCUGUAAUUGAAUAUAAUUCAGCCCUGCACAAAAUUGUAUCACAGCUGAAGCUCUGCAAACAUGAAGUUUCAGAGUCUGAUUUAAUUGAAAAGACUUUGUCUACUUUUCAUGCGAGUAACCUUGUACUCCAGCAGCAGUACAGGGCUAAGAAUUAUGACAAACACUCUGAACUAAUUUCAGCACUUCUUGUGGCUGAAAAACAUAAUCAGUUGUUGAUGAAAAAUCAUAAUGCACGACCAGUUGGCUCUGCACCUGUGCCUGAAGCACAUAAUAUUGCCAAAGGUGGAAAAAUAGAAGAGGUCGUGGUAAGGGUCGUGGUGGUAGACACGGUCGCGGUAACCGUAGAGUGGGCACUGGUCCGUACAUGCCACAUACCAAGGCAUUUGGUUAAUGCUUAUCAAAUGAUGAUGAAGAAAGAUGAUAAGCAACCAACAAAGAAUGAAUCUCAUCAUGCCAGUACCAGUUUGCCUGCAGCAAACGCGGUCAUAAAUAAUGAUGAUGAUGAUCUCCUGAUGAAUUAUGAAAUUGGAGAUUUUGAGCUUGAAGAAUAG
Molecule: messenger RNA, 882 nt
Organism: Ipomoea triloba (trilobed morning glory)
Lineage: Eukaryota; Viridiplantae; Streptophyta; Magnoliopsida; Solanales; Convolvulaceae
Exons: 2
Coding region: 1-882 (293 amino acids)
Source: RefSeq, a predicted model, not a curated record